This is a messenger RNA of Capronia epimyces CBS 606.96, 1035 nucleotides long. RefSeq names its product eukaryotic translation initiation factor 3 subunit F. Gene Ontology annotation, molecular function: metallopeptidase activity; translation initiation factor binding; translation initiation factor activity. Gene Ontology annotation, cellular component: eukaryotic translation initiation factor 3 complex, eIF3m. Gene Ontology annotation, biological process: translational initiation. The record is from RefSeq and is a predicted model, not a curated record. Bases 1 to 1035 code for a protein of 344 amino acids. NCBI's taxonomy places the organism in Eukaryota, Fungi, Ascomycota, Eurotiomycetes, Chaetothyriales, Herpotrichiellaceae. The transcript is spliced from 2 exons.
AUGGCUGAGCAAGAUGGAUUCAUCCACCUCGGACGUCCCCUUCCUGCGGUGGGCGCACAACCAACCAUUGCUCCUCUUCGUGUUGUGAUACAACCUCAAGCCCUUUUCUCAGUUCUCGAUCACUGCACCCGGCGACCCCUCGAUCAACAGCGAGUCAUCGGGACCCUGCUCGGAACUCGUUCGGACGCCGACGAGUCGCAGAUCGUUGUCCACUCCUCUUUCGCAGUCAGCCACACCGAGACUACAGACCAGGUUGAGGUGGACAUGGAGUAUCAAAAGGCAAUGCUGGCACUACAUCUUCGAGCCAACCCCAAGGAGGUCUUGGUGGGCUGGUACGCGACCAGUUCGGAAUUGAAUACAUUUUCGGCUUUGAUCCAAAACCAUUACAGCAGCCAGGGUGAAGGUACCUAUCCGUACCCAGCAAUCCAUGUCACAGUGUCAUCCGAGCCCGGCAAAGAUAUUGAGGUUAGGACGUACAUUUCGGCCUCCGUCGGCGUGAGCCCGGAACGAGCCGCAGAUUCUGCUGCGUUCAUUCCCAUUCCUUACACGGUCAACUAUAGCGAGUCCGAUCGCGCUGGUCUUCAAGGCCUUGAGAAUGCAAAAGUGCAGGACAACCGAACGGCGACAAUUCUUACGGAAAUCGAAGACUUGGAGCGAUCGUUGGAAGAUACUCUCGGCUUGUUGGACCGAGUCUCCAAGUACGUGGAGAAUGUGGUUGAAGAGGAGACAGAGCCCUCAACGGCAUUAGGACAGUUCCUUCUAAACACCCUGGCAUUGGCGCCCAAGGUUGACCCUGCGGACAUUGAGAAGGAUUUCAACAACCACAUCCAAGACGUCUUGACCGUGUCAUAUCUCGCCAACAUGAUUCGCACACAGAUGGAUUUGUCCAACAGACUAGCAACGGCGCAACUCACAAUGGGUGGUGGCGAAGCGUCGGGCGCAGCUUCGACAGAAAAGGACGGACGCAGACAGAACAGGCAAGGCGGGCAGACCAGGCAAAACCGAGCAGAGAGUUUGUCAUUAGCGAAUUUGUGA